This is a messenger RNA of Vicia villosa (hairy vetch), 2255 nucleotides long. Its product is annotated as transcription factor GLABRA 3. The transcript has 7 exons. Gene Ontology annotation, molecular function: protein dimerization activity. The record is from RefSeq and is a predicted model, not a curated record. The coding region runs from base 248 to 2035 and encodes 595 amino acids. NCBI's taxonomy places the organism in Eukaryota, Viridiplantae, Streptophyta, Magnoliopsida, Fabales, Fabaceae.
AUUGCAAAUUUUCAGUCAUCAUUUACAAGUCAACAUCUAAAUCUACACCACACUUUUUCAGCCAUUAAUACUUUUCUUGAUUCAGAAUCUAUUACUCAAUGAUAAUCACUUAUUUGAGCUAGUCCAAUAGUUUGUUUCUGCAAUACACCUUGAAUAUUUUUCUAUAUAGAAAACAAGAAGGUCUUUCUUUCAAUGAAUCUAGAUAUUGUGAAGAUAAUUAUAUAGCUUGUGUUGUUUAUAUAGCAUAAUGGUGCUGCAAAACAUGAAGGAACAACUUGCUUUGGCAAUUAGAAGCAUCCAAUGGAGCUAUAUAAUCUUCUGGUCUGAAUCUGUUAAUCAUCCAGGGGUGUUGAGUUGGGGGGGAGGAUAUUACAAUGGAGAUAUUAAGACAAGGAAAACAAGUCAAGGAGUGGAACUUAGUUCCGACGAAAUCGGCUUACAGAGGAGUGAGCAACUGAGAGAGCUGUUUGGGACUCUGAAACCUGUAGAAACAAGUCCUCAAACAAAAAGGCCUUCUGCAGCACUGUCACCAGAAGAUCUCUCAGAUACUGAGUGGUAUUAUUUGGUUUGCAUGUCCUUUGUAUUCAACAUUGGCCAAGGGUUACCAGGAAGAGCUCUAGCGAAUGGCCAACCAAUUUGGCUGAUCAAUGCUUAUUCUACUGAUUGCAAAGUGUUUAGUCGCGCUCUUCUCGCAAAGAGUGCAUCUAUUCAAACAGUGGUGUGCUUUCCUUUUAUGAAUGGUGUUAUUGAGCUAGGCACAACUGAUCUGGUAUUGGAAGAUCUGAGUCUCAUUCAACAGAUCAAAACUUCUUUAUCGAAUAUUAUAACUGUCGACGAUCCUAUUAACGUUCAAGCUACAUUGAAUUCGAGAAAUAACGAAGAUGUUGCUUGUGUGGCAGCAUUUGGUCAUUAUGACUAUAAUGCUGGAUAUGACAUAAUGAAUAGAACAACCUCUCCUAAUGGUAGUUCAACUGCAUUACAAACGAAUCAAAUACCAGACGAAACAUUCAUGGUCGAAAACUGGCACGUAAUGGAAGAUGAUUUGAGCAACUGUGUCCAUAACUCCAUGAAUUCAAGUGACUGCAUAUCUCAAACUAUUGCUUCUGCUCCUAAGGGUAGAGAAGAUUGCAACAAUAUGGACCCCUUAAGUGAGGAUUGGCACUAUCAGAAAAUUCUUGCAGCACUUUUGAAAAGCAAUGAAGAGUUAUCAAUGGGGAUGCAUUUUCAAAACUUUCAUCAGGAAUCAAGCUUUUGUGUUUGGAACAAAGGAGGGCCAUGGCCAUUGGAUUGCCAUAGGCCAAGACAAGGAACGUCGCAAAAGCUAUUGAAGAAGAUCUUGUUCGAGGUUCCGCGGAUGCAUAUGGAUGGUUUGGUUGAAUCUCAAGAAGAGAAUGACUAUAGAGAGGGAACGAGACUCGAGACUGAUGAAGGUAUGAACCAUGUUUUGUCAGAAAGAAGGAGAAGAGCAAAACUAAAUGAAAGGUUUUUAACCCUUAGAUCAAUGGUCCCUUCAAAUAGUAAGGAUGACAAAGUUUCUAUACUAGACGACGCAAUUGAAUACCUUAGAAAGCUUGAGAAAAGGGUAAAAGAAAUGGAAGGUCAAAGAGAGCCGACAGAUAUAGAGUCUAGAAACAAAAGAACACAUCAUGAUAUGGUAGAGAGAACUACUGAUCAUUACUAUAAUAAAACUAACAAUGGCAAGAAACCAAUGGCGAAAAAGAGGAAAAUAUGCGACAUAGACGAGACGAGGAGAGUGAUUUACUCAGAUGCUUUGAAAGGAAGUUCUACUAGUGAUGUUAGUGUCAAAAUGAGUGACAAUGGAGUUGUGAUUGAAAUGAAAUGCCCUUGUAGAUCAGGAAGGAUGUUGGAAAUUAUGGAAGCAGUUAACAAUCUCAACAUAGAUUUGAAUUCAGUUCAAUCAACAGAAGCUGAUGGGAGUCUUCAUCUGAUCAUUAAAUCUAAGUUUACAGGAUCAAGUCAUGCAACAGCAAAAAGGAUCAAGCAAGUCCUCCUUAAAGUGGCUUCAAAGUUUUGAUGGAAACAAUUUGAUUCCUACCACUACCUUGUUACACAGAGAUUCUUAUUUGAAGACUGUGAUAUAUAUGGAAAAAGUUAGUCUUUGGACAAAAAGUAACUCUUGGUGAUGUAACAUAGACACUUGUAAAUGGGUAGGUAGGCUUAGAUGACAUUAUACUGAAAUAAAAUAACCAAUGAUUUCAUAUGAGUCUAAAAGUCUCAUUUUGUUUAUUCUUUCA